GGUGAAACUCUUCUUUUUGUUGCAGCUCUGGUCCUAAAUGUUCUGUAGCAUGACUCUCCAAAAGUCUUUUUAGGUCGUGACUUUUCCCUGGGGGACGACAUUUCAUCCAGCCUUGAAACUGGCAGCGCACAGCAGCAGACCUAUAAGAUCCAGUUUGCAGUAUGCACACAUUCAGGCUCAUUGGCUGCAGGCGCGCUGACACAGUUUCCCUGCUUCACUGCCUCAUGCAGCUGUAGCGGCUGUUUGGAGCCUGUAGAGCCAGCAGGUGGUACUCGACUGUCGGGCUGCUGUUGAACACGAGCAGUCAGCUGGCUGAGGAGCACGGAUCUCUGACCACGAGGCUAAAACAAAGAGACAAAGCAAGCAAAGAGCGUGUGUUGUUGUUUUUUCUGUCCGGAGAUGAUGCACACACGCCGGACAGUCACCGAGGUCAGCAGCGCUGCCUCCACCGGGUUGUGACUCUCCUGGCUCCGCAGAAGUGAUUGGUGUACUACGGUGGACAAGACAGGACAGGGCAGGACAAGACAGGACAGGGCAGGACAGGACAUACCGGACCAGAGUCUCAGCAGGCGGUUUCGGCACCUUGCAGUGAAAUCUCCCUCUGGAGACCUUAACAGAAGGAGUACAGCAUCUGUAAGCCCAGACUGGAAGACAGAGGAGGAGAGCAACAGCAGCUCCAGCGCGGACUAAUAGUUCAAGCAGACACUCGAAGGGUUUCACACCGACAUGGGAAUAGGAGCCCCAGUCAUCUUGUAAGAUGUUUUCUCAUCACAGAGAAAGGGAGCAGCCGAUCUUCAGCGCCCGAGCCCAUGUUUUCCAGAUUGACCCCAGCACCAAGAGGAACUGGAUCCCUGCCAGCAAGCAUGCUGUCAGCGUGUCCUUCUUCUAUGAUGCUAACCGCAACGUCUACCGCAUCAUCAGUGUCGGUGGGACGAAGGUACGGGCGAUCAUCAACUGCACUGUUACACCCAGCAUGACGUUCACCAAGACGUCCCAGAAGUUUGGACAGUGGGCAGACAGCAGAGCAAACACAGUGUACGGUCUCGGUUUUGCUACAGAGCAGCAGCUGCAUCAGUUUGCAGAGAAGUUUAAGGAGGUGAAAGAUGCAGCUCGCCUGGCACGAGAAAAGUCACAGGAUAAAGAACUGGCAAACACAGCGCUCACCAUCGCUGCUCCUCAGUUCUCACAGGACCUCUCGGAUGAACUCCAGUCUCCUCCUGUGAUGUGUGUGAACGGACCAGAAGAUAAGCUUUUCCGCAGCCAGAGCGCAGACAUCACACUGUCAUCUGAGAAGGAGCGCAUUAAAAAGAUGCUCUCUGAAGGGUCUAUUUGUGAGAUGAACCUGGAGGCUGAGCUCUUCACUCUCCAGGACAGUAACUCCAAACUGGUGGCAGCGUUGCAUGAAGCUAAUGCUAACGUGGAGCAGUGGAAAAAACAGCUGGCAGCGUAUCAGGAAGAGACAGAGAGACUCAGAGACCAGGUGGCAGAAUUAGAGACUCAUGGAGGCCAUGGCCCCAGUGACCUGCUGAAGGAUGAGCUGACACAAUCUCUGGAGGAGCUGGAGUCCCUGCUGAAGGCCAAAGAUGAGGAAAUUCACAUUUUGCAAAGCAAGAAAGCAGAUUACCACGAGCUGGAACAUGAUCGAGAUGAGGCCAUUCGCAGAUUACGGGAGAUGGAGAUGCGUAAUUCAGAGUUGGAGCGUCGCAUCCAAAACUCAGAGCAGAACCUGAAUAACACUUUGGAGGACCGGGAUCGCAUGGACUCUGAAAUCCAGAGGGCCAUUGAAAUUCUGGACAUCAAGAUCUUUGACCUCAAUGAUCUCCGCCAGAGCCUGGUCAAACUCAUCGACAAAUAAGAAAAAUGGGGGACACUUAACCCAAGAGAGCGAGAGACAUACGGAUGACAGGGUUUGUUUUGUUCAAGGUGGAGAAAAUAAAAUCAAGAUGGAGCUGGUCCCUGUCCUCUACAAGCACAAGAGCCACCUCUGCAGGCUGCAGGAAGGUUUCUCCACGCUGUGCUGUAACUCAACAACAUACUAUAGGUGUUGGCCUAUGCAGAGCAGCAUACACAUGCUUGUCCAGUCUAAUGUAAUGCUUCAUGAUGCUUUAAAGGGUAACGUUCAAUGCAAUAAACCAACUUUUAAGGUAAGUGCUUCACAGUGAUAGUAAUAUUGGUGCUUGUAGUAUUUCAUAGAUAUAACUUUUGUACAUGAGGAUGCAGUGUCAAUAUUAAUGAUAAGAGGCCUUGUUUAUUUUUUCAACUAACAGCCAAACAUCUUUACAACAAGUCCACGCAGGAAGGAAAAGUGACAAAGUGUUCUGAAGAAAACAAAUGCAAUUGCAGAAAACUAAAUGACUUAGAGAUCUGCCAACUUAAAAGGCUGCGUAACUUAAAUGAUAUCAAACUGUUCAUGUUGUGGUAAGGCAUGUACGCAUGAGAUCUGAAUAUUGAAGCUUCAGACCAAAUGUUUUUGCUUUUGUGAACAGAGUCUUUAAGGUCUACAUCACAUCUUCAUUUAGACUGGUAAGAAACCUUUAAAUCUAAGGCAAGUAACACUAACCUGUAUACACAUUUUAUUAGAUGAGCUAGGUGAAGUAAUUGCAGUUAGGAUGAAUAAGUAUUUCGGACAACAGUUAAAUAAGUUAAGUAAAAACUCAUCACUAAGUGUUGCAUAUAAAUCUAACUCGGGUUUGGAUUGAGCAUCAUCCCUUAAGAAAACCACUGACUUAGUGAACUUAUGAUAGACUCAAUAAUAUCACACAUUUCUGCCUUCUGUUAUUUCUCAACACGUUACCUUUUUAGCUGUGGACAUUAUGCCAAACGCCUUCACGGUCUUUCACCACACUGACUGUAUUAUUUAACCGAGUGUUUGAUGCUACAUUUGUCUUAUUUUUCAAGCCUUACUGUUUCAUUUUGAAGGUUGUUGUUGUUGUUGACAGUCAUGACCGCUCUGUCUCAACUUUUGAGCUUUCGUCAUGUCAGUUUGGAAAUAAAAGUAAAUGCAGUCA
Messenger RNA from Notolabrus celidotus (New Zealand spotty), 3008 nucleotides. Its product is annotated as homer protein homolog 3-like. Bases 758 to 1855 code for a protein of 365 amino acids. The transcript is spliced from 11 exons. The record is from RefSeq and is a predicted model, not a curated record. NCBI's taxonomy places the organism in Eukaryota, Metazoa, Chordata, Actinopteri, Labriformes, Labridae. Gene Ontology annotation, cellular component: cytoplasm; postsynaptic density; dendrite. Gene Ontology annotation, molecular function: G protein-coupled glutamate receptor binding. Gene Ontology annotation, biological process: regulation of store-operated calcium entry; G protein-coupled glutamate receptor signaling pathway.